Messenger RNA from Pundamilia nyererei, 1369 nucleotides. Its product is annotated as annexin A2-A-like. NCBI's taxonomy places the organism in Eukaryota, Metazoa, Chordata, Actinopteri, Cichliformes, Cichlidae. Gene Ontology annotation, molecular function: calcium ion binding; calcium-dependent phospholipid binding; phospholipase inhibitor activity. The transcript has 13 exons. The record is from RefSeq and is a predicted model, not a curated record. Gene Ontology annotation, cellular component: nucleus; plasma membrane; vesicle membrane. The coding region runs from base 129 to 1142 and encodes 337 amino acids.
AAUCCGUCAGGGGAAGUGAAGUGGGAAGCCUUUUCAUAUCUCUGAAAAGUUGAGCCUCCACACCCAAUCCAUUUAAACAUCACCAGGACAAAUCUGUGCAUCAUCUCAGCGUUUACAGCUCAGUGAAAAUGGCUAUGGUAUCAGAGUUUCUGGGACAGCUGUCUCUCAACAUUGGGGGUCAGGAUCCUUUGUUCCCCACUGUGGUACCUGCUCCUGACUUUGACCCUGAUAAAGAUGCUGCCAGGAUAGAGACCGCCAUCAAAACCAAAGGUGUGGAUGAGCAGACCAUCAUUGAUGUCCUAACAAAGCGGACGUACGCCCAAAGGAGAGAGAUUGCUUUUGCGUAUGAAAGGAGGGCAAAGAAGGACAUGAUCUCAGCCCUGAAGGGUGCUUUGUCUGGCUCACUGGAAACUGUAAUCCUUGGACUGAUGAAGAGCACGGCGCAGUUUGAUGCCUCAGAGAUCAAGGCAUCCAUCAAGGGAUUAGGAACUGAUGAAGAAACACUGAUUGAGAUUUUGUGCUCACGUAGUAAUGAUGAGCUGGUAGAAAUCAAGAAGGUCUACAAGGAAUUGUUCAAAAAGGAACUGGACAAAGAUGUGGCUGGAGAUACUUCUGGAAACUUCGCUAAGUUACUAUUGGCUCUUGUGCAGACCAAGAGAGCUGAACCGUCCUCUAUUACAGACUAUGAAAAGAUUGAUGAAGAUGCCAGAGCUCUCUAUGAUGCUGGAAUAAAAAUUAAAGGGACUGAUGUGGCGACCUGGAUCUCCAUUAUGUCUGAGAGAAGUGUACCCCACCUCCAAAAAGUAUUUCAGAAGUACAAGAGUUACAGCCCCUACGACAUGCAGGAGAGCAUUGUGAAGGAAGUUAAAGGAGACUUGCAAACAUCCUUCCUGGUGCUAGUUCAGUGCUUUGAAAACAAACAGCUGUACUUUGCCAAAAGACUCAAUGAAGCCAUGAAGAGUAAAGGGGCCAAAGAGAAGAUGGUGACCAGAAUUAUUGUGUCACGCUGUGAGGUGGACCUGAGAAAAAUCUGCUCUGAAUACAAGUCCUGCUUUGGGCAAUCUCUGCAACAGACUAUUAUGGAACAUACCAAGGGAGACUACCAGAAGGUACUGCUUGGCCUCUGUGGACCAGGGCAAUAAAAAGAGUCAUCAGAUGCAAAAGAGCCUCUUUAUCCAUAGCUGGAAAGCUGCGCUUUGAAUAUCAGCUGGAGCCCUCCUAAGCUCAUCUCAUGUUUUCUGGAUUUGCAUUUGAAUGCAACAUUUAAGGAGAGAUUUUUUUUUGUCUUUUUUUUGUAUUUCAUACAUGAAGAGUCUGUGUCAAGGUUUGUUUGUUAUACCAAAACGGAAAUAAAGUUGCUUUGUUUGAA